AACAGAAAUGUUUUGAUGGGUUCUUCAGACAUAGAAGUAAUCACUGAUCAGAAUUCAAACACGAAUCGAAGAAAAAUUCCACACAGGUAACCGACCACUCAUUGUCAUGAAUUACUGUAUAUUCUUUGACCUGCCCAACUCAAUGCAUUCACCUGCUCUAUAAAAGCCAUCUCAGAUGGGAAAAGAUGUACUUGUGGCUUCUUCUUCUUCGCCUUGAAUUGAAUUGUGAGAUUUUGAUUAAGAAAGAUGACGAAUUUUUUGGAGGGUAGGGUUGGGGAGCAAAAGUUCCAAGAUGGUCACUUGUUUCCCAAAGUUCUUGUUCCUGCUCAUAAUUCUCACAAAGAAGACUUUGCUGCAGCUUCCAUGGCAGUAGAAGAGAACAGAGCAUGGAUAGAACAAGAACUGCAUGAGUGUGGAGCUAUUCUCUUCAGAGGUUUUGGUUUAAAGUCAGCAGAAGAUUUCAAUAGCUUUGUGGAAGCUCUUGGAUGGGAAGAGCAGCCCUACAAAGGCCCUGCUCCAAGAAAGAAUAUCGUUGGUAGAGUUUGGUCUGCUAAUGAAGCUCCUCUCCAUCAACACAUCUUCUUCCACCAUGAGAUGGCCCUGACAAAAGAAUUUCCCUCCAAGAUCAUCUUUUACUGCGAGGUUGCGCCACCAGAGGGCGGCGAAACGGCAAUUGUGCAGAGCCACCGAGUGGCCGCCCACAUGGAACACAACUUCCCGGAGGUUGUUCAGCAACUGGAUACAAAUGGAAUAUUUACUCACACUCUCUUGCCGAAGAACGACAAUCUUGGGUAUUUUCUUGGCAAGAGUUGGCAGUCCCAUUUGCAGACGGAUAAUCCCAAAGAAGCUCAAAGAAAGGUGGAAGAUGGAGGUGGGAAACUACAAUGGAUGGAAGAUGGAAGCGCUAACAUCAUUGCAGGGCCAAUUCCUGCUACCAGAAGUUUCCAAGGCUAUGGAGAUCGAAAAGUGUGGUUUAACUAUAUUCCUGCUGCUACUUAUGGAAAGAAUGAGGCAAGCUUGAACAGACUGAUAUGUGGAGAUGGAAGUGACAUUCCAGAGAGAGUAAUGGAGGAGAGUGGGAGAAUAAUGGACGAGGAAAGCGUAGACGUCAAGUGGGAAGCAGGCGAUGUGCUGCUAAUUGACAACUUGGCCGUGAUGCAUGCAAGAAGGCCAUCCAAGGGUCCUCGACGUGUUCUAGUAGCUAUCUGCAAAUAGAAUUCAAAACAACCAAAACUCUCUGCAAUUAUUUCGUGUACACAAACUACCUGUAUGGAUCUAUAAAAGUAGAGGGCACGUACAAUGAUAGGCAGAAUCCCAACUUUUUUUUUUAGGAGUUGUUUUAGGUAGAUGUACAUAGUUGACUUAGGAUACAUGGAUCAGAAAUUUGUCUCUUGUUCUUUUUAAGAUUGGCCCAAUUAUUGGUUCUUGAUUCCUGAUUCAUUGGCUUCUCAGAGUAGUUGAAUUGUGAAGAAUCUGUGUUACGUAUGCAAGAACAAAUUUAGGUAGUGAUAGUGAAGUCUCUGGGCGAAAACAAAGCCCGGUUGGACUCUGAAAUCUAUUUACCUGCAGAUUAAAGCAGUAUUGUUUAUGAAAGUUCUAUAAAAUGUAUACUUUAAUCAGAAUACAAAUCCAUAUCCUCCAUGUUUGGUAUUUGGGUUGUUCUACAUUUCACUGUGAAAAGUUAUCUUUUCAUAAAAGUGGGUUGAGAUCUGAGAUCUUCUCUUUUAGGCAAGGGUCCCACUGCAAUUUGUUUCUGACGUUGUGUAGCAAAAUAAGUAGAUCUGAAGAUCAAUGUAAAUUAGGU
Molecule: messenger RNA, 1804 nt
Organism: Cryptomeria japonica (Japanese cedar)
Lineage: Eukaryota; Viridiplantae; Streptophyta; Pinopsida; Cupressales; Cupressaceae
Product: clavaminate synthase-like protein At3g21360
Exons: 3
Coding region: 247-1215 (322 amino acids)
Molecular function (GO): oxidoreductase activity
Source: RefSeq, a predicted model, not a curated record